Molecule: messenger RNA, 2422 nt
Organism: Branchiostoma belcheri (Belcher's lancelet)
Lineage: Eukaryota; Metazoa; Chordata; Leptocardii; Amphioxiformes; Branchiostomatidae
Product: sulfoquinovosidase-like
Exons: 9
Coding region: 46-2256 (736 amino acids)
Biological process (GO): carbohydrate metabolic process
Molecular function (GO): hydrolase activity, hydrolyzing O-glycosyl compounds; carbohydrate binding
Source: RefSeq, a predicted model, not a curated record
UUCUGUCCACACAUAGCGUGGCGGUCUGAGAAGAGUACAUUCAACAUGGCAGCAAGGCGAGUGGCUAGUUGGCAGGGUCCUAAGCUCGGCCACUACGUCCUGCUCUGGACGGUCCUGUUUACGGCACACUGCCGCGCGUUCACCGUGAGGCAGACCAGCGAUGGCGGAGUGGACGUCCUUCUCGACGGGACGCUGCUUCUCCGCCACCAGAGGUCCGACCCCGCCAUCUUGGUCGGGUCGGGGACGACGGUGUUUCGCGAGCUCCACGGGAACUUCAACAUCUCCGACACGGUCGGGCUGAGAGUGCCGCUGCCUGACGUGGACGUCACACAACCCUCCCCGUCUGAGUACAGACUGUUGUUCUCUUCCGGAGGGAACUAUCAGACGGAGAUGACGCUUAUGACUGGGAACGAGGGACACGACCACGUGAUGAACAUCUCGAUCCCAGGGAACCUUGACAGAACGUGGCUUAGGCUUUACGCUGAUGACGGCGAGCAUGUUUAUGGGGGUGGCGAACAGUUCACGUACUUCGACCUGCGCGGCCGGAGCUUCCCAAUCUGGACCCGGGAGCAGGGCGUCGGGCGGCAGCCGGGCACGUUCGUCACCGACGAAGCUAACAGGCGCGACGGCGGCGGGGGAGACUACCACACAACCUACUGGCCACAGCCCACUUUCGUCUCCUCGCGGAGGUACUUCUGCCAUUUUACUACAACAGACUACAUGAUUAUGGACUUCACCGACACCACGGCCCACGUCAUGCAGAUAUGGGGCUCGCCGGGAGUGGUCCAUUUCGGCGCCGCCGCCACCUUUCCGGAACUUUCGGAACAGCUCGGAGCACUGCUCGGGAAGCAGCCGGAACUUCCCGACUGGGUGUACGACGGCGCGAUCCUCGGCGUGCAGGGAGGGACGAGCGAGGUUCUGAGGUACUUAGAACAAGCUGAAGGUCAGGGGGUCAAGGUGAACGCUCUGUGGAUCCAGGACUGGGCCGGGAGGAUCAGGACAUCUUUCGGCAGGCGGCUGUUCUGGAACUGGGUUUGGGACGAGAAUCAGUACCCGGGUCUACGAGAAGAAAUCGUGAGGCAGAAAGAACGAGGAGUCAGAUUCCUGGGUUACAUCAACCCUCACCUCAACAAACUCGGCAACCUGUACGCCAUCGCGGAUUCGCGCGGGUACUUCGUGAAGAACUCCACGGGACAGACGUACAUACAGGACUUCGGCGAGUUCUUCUGCGGGACCAUCGACUUGACCAACCCCGCCGCCUUUCAGUGGUACAAGAACGAAGUCAUCAUCAAGAACAUGAUCGAACUGGGACUGUCCGGGUGGAUGGCGGACUUUGGCGAGUACCUGCCGCCGGAUAUGGUGUUCUAUAACGGUGUGCCAGGACGAGAGAUGCACAACCACUACCCCGCACUCUGGGCCAAGGCGAACAGGGACGCAGUAGAGGAGUCUGGCAAACUUGGAGAGAUAGUGUUCUGGAUGCGGGCUGGCUUCUCUGGCAGUCAGAACUAUUCUGUGAUGUCCUGGGCAGGAGACCAGUUUGUUGACUACAGUCUCGGGGACGGGCUGGCCUCGGUCAUUCCGGCGGCGCUGUCUCUCGGAGUGUCCGGCUAUGGUCUGUCUCACUUCGACAUCGGUGGAUUCACCAGCCUGUUCGGAAUAACCCGUACGGAGGAGUUACUGCUCCGUUACGCAGAAAUGGCAGUCUUCACCCCGAUGAUGCGAACACACGAGGGGAACCGACCAGCUGACAACUGGCAGGUGUACUCCUCCGAUAGCACUCUGCAACACUUCGCUCGACUGGUGGAUGUCCACGUCAGCCUGACGGGCUACAUCCGGGAACUCGUGCAGAACAACAGCCGCUACAACCUCCCCGUCCAGAGUCCGCUGUUCUACCACUACCCGGACGACCCGAUGGUGUACAGCAUCAAGUACCAGUACAUGUUCGGACCGGACGUGUUGAUCGCACCUGUGUACAGGGAAGGUGUGGACACCUGGCAGGUGUACCUGCCCCAGGGGCAUACCUGGGUUCAUCUAUGGAGUGACAACAGCUAUGAAGGUGGUCGAACAGUGACGGUUGACGCGCCACUUGGACAGACGCCAUUUUUCUUCAGAGAGUCUUCUAGAUGGGCAUCCCUGUUCAGGACAGUCGCUAGAGACAACCCUCCUGUGAGUGGAACGAGUCUCAGUAGCUCCAUCCUGCCUUACGUCACGGCUAUAGUCGCCAUACCUCUCUUCUUCUGGUUCCGGCAGCACUGAUUCAACCAAGGACAUUAAUUUUGGUUGCAAAGUUUAAAUUGUGUACUUACGCUUGAACGCAUGUGAAGAUAUAGAAAUAUAAUAUGCACCUAGAUGUAUACUAGGUUUAUACCCUUAAGAUAUCCCAAGGUUGGAUAGUUAAUUUCCAAAUGCACUACCAGGAAAU